ACAGACAGAGAGAAGCCAUUCAAAUAAAAUAAAAAUAAAAAUAAGAAACACGCAGAAGUCACAAGUUCAGAACUUCAUAUCAGAUUGUCAAGAGUUCUUAAAACGAAACACAAAAAUCAGAUUGUACGCAAAGCAUUCAUAAUAGGAUCGUGCUGCAGCUACAUUAUGGGCUCGGUGUUUAGUUCACAAGGAAAGCAACCCCUUUUCUCUUUUGGAGUAAUCUCCGAUGUCCAGCAUGCUGAUGUCCCUGACGGUCGCUCUUUUGUUGGUGUUCCACGGUAUUAUCGACAUAGCAUUCUUGUCUUACAAAGGGCAGUUCAGAAAUGGAACAACCACAAGAAGCAUAAAUUUGUUUUAAAUUUUGGGGAUAUUGUUGACGGCUUUUGCCCACGACACCAAUCCUUAAAUACAGUAAGAAAAGUUGUUGCAGAAUUUGAGAAGUUUGAUGGCCCUGUCUAUCAUAUGAUUGGCAAUCACUGCCUCUAUAAUCUUCCUCGCAACAAGUUACUUCCGAUGCUGAAGAUUCCAAGUGAUGAUGGUCGUGCUUACUACGAUUUUUCCCCAACCCCGGAGUUCAGAUUUGUUGUCUUGGAUGGCUAUGACAUCAGUGCAAUCGGUUGGCCCGAAGAUCAUCCCAAUACAUUGGAGGCUGUGAAGUUCCUCCAAGAGAAGAAUCCAAAUACAGAGAAGAACAGUCCGGAGGGACUUGUGGGCCUCCAGAGAAGGUUCCUCAAGUUUAAUGGAGCUGUGGGGAAAGAACAACUAAAAUGGUUGGAUGGCAUCCUUCAGGAAGCAACAGAGAUGAGACAAAACGUAGUGAUAUGUUGCCAUCUGCCUUUGGAUCCCGGUGCAACGUCUAAGGAAGCACUUCUGUGGAAUUACGACGAAGUAAUGAACGUGAUACACAGUUACAACUGUGUAAAGGCUUGCCUUGCUGGACAUGAUCACAAAGGCGGGCAUUCAAUCGAUUCCCACGGCGUACACCACAGAGUUCUUGAAGCCGCUCUUGAGUGCCCCCCCGGGACGGAUGGUUUCGGCUAUGUGAAUGUUUACAAUGACAGACUAUCACUUAUUGGUACUGACCGUAUGGAAAGUACUGAAUUGCAUUUCAAUCUUCAAGCAGACCUUCGACAAAAUUUGGCAAAGUAGGCAAGUUUCCAAUGUCCAUAUUCUCUAGGUACAAGAGGUUAUCUCUUUUCUUAACUCACCCAUUGUUCUUGCAAAGGACUGCCUUUGUCCUUAAAGAGUAUUGGAAUAAAAUAACUUAAAACUGUUCUAGAUGCUUUUUAUAAAAUUGCCUUUC
Messenger RNA from Morus notabilis, 1303 nucleotides. Its product is annotated as manganese-dependent ADP-ribose/CDP-alcohol diphosphatase. The record is from RefSeq and is a predicted model, not a curated record. The transcript has 2 exons. Bases 166 to 1149 code for a protein of 327 amino acids. Gene Ontology annotation, molecular function: CDP-glycerol diphosphatase activity; ADP-ribose diphosphatase activity; 2',3'-cyclic-nucleotide 2'-phosphodiesterase activity. NCBI's taxonomy places the organism in Eukaryota, Viridiplantae, Streptophyta, Magnoliopsida, Rosales, Moraceae.